Messenger RNA from Mugil cephalus (flathead mullet), 1786 nucleotides. Its product is annotated as tetraspanin-8-like. Lineage: Eukaryota; Metazoa; Chordata; Actinopteri; Mugiliformes; Mugilidae. Gene Ontology annotation, cellular component: membrane. The transcript has 8 exons. The record is from RefSeq and is a predicted model, not a curated record. The coding region runs from base 141 to 833 and encodes 230 amino acids.
CAGGUAGAACGGGCCGGUCUAUUUACUGGCCUCAGGGACGUCGCCCUUUAUUUAUCCGGUGUCGGCCGAGACAGCGAGUCGAGAGGUAGAAGUUACAGAGUGAAGAAGAAGAAGAAGAAGAAAGAGAAGAAGAAACCACCAUGGCUGUGAACAGAUGCGUCAAAUUCCUGCUGUUCUUCUUUAAUCUGCUUUUCUGGCUGAGUGGUUGCAUCAUCUUGGGCGUCUCCAUCUACCUGAAAGUCGAAAAGGGUGGAAACAAGAUUACUAAUGAAGCGUUUCCUGCUGUCGACCUGAUGAUCGCCAUCGGAGUGAUCAUCAUGCUGCUCGGGUUCCUGGGUUGCUGUGGAGCCAUCAGAGAGAACCGCUGUAUGCUGCUGUUGUUCUUCAUCAGCCUCCUCAUCAUCUUCGUCCUCCUGCUGGCGGCCGGUAUCCUGGGAGCUGUGGAGGAGCAGAAGGUGGAUGAUUGGAUGAAGGAGAGACUGCAGAAAUUACUUCCUCUGUCAGACCAGAAGCCAGAAAUCAGGGAGGAACUGGAGAAGCUGCAGAAGGAGCUCAAAUGUUGUGGUAUAGUGAACGGACCAGGAGACUGGGAGAAGAUCCCCGACUCCUGUCGCUGCAACAGGACCGACACAUCAGACGAGUGCAGCUCGUCUAGCGUCUACUCCACGAGCUGCUCCACCCGAAUCAUCGAGCUGAUGAAGAGCAACAUGGAGGUGGUUCUGGGCAUCGCCUUCGCCGUCGCCAUCCUCCUGAUUUUCGGGAUGGUCUUCUCCAUGAUGCUCUACUGCCAGAUCAGCAGGAAGGACGGCGGCACCACCUCCACCAACGCCUGACCUCACCUCAGUGCUACAAGCCAGUAACACUGUCCAUGUACGGAGUCCUGACAGGGUCAUAAAUAGAGCAAAUGUUUGGUAUUAUUAUUAUGAUUAUUAAAGUAAAAAUGUGCUUUAAUGUGAAAUAGUCAAAAACAGAAAUAAAGCGAGCAGGUGUAAAAGUAACAAAUCAUAUUUUUUUUUCUGCAUGUGAAAUAAAACAGAUUCAUUUACCCGUGAAUGAAAAUAUUUUCCCGAAAUACGAGAGUUUUCUUUUGACUUUGCAAAUUAAAAAAUAAAUGGCUUUCAUGUUCAUGUUUGGCCAAACAUAAUAUAAAAUGAAAAGAGCGCUUCAUAUACAUACGGAAAUCAUGGGAUGUAUUUUCAAAAAGAUAAAAAUAAUAAAUUAUGGGAAUAAGGAAUCCCAUUAACCCCCCAACCAAAAUAAGUGAAAUAAAGUAAAUAUUUAAAUUUAAUUUCAUUAGCAGCUAUCACAAAAAUAUUUAAAUAUAUAUAUAUUUCAAAUCUUUUUUCCCAUUUUAUUUGUAAAUAAAAUAUCUUUGGUGUCGUUUUUCCUGUCAUUGUAUCUAACCUCAUGUCAUAUGUAGUUUUGAGAAUUUGAGCCUCUGUGUUCACAUCCCAACAUCUAGAAUCAUUACAUAUAAAGAGAAUAAGCUUUGAAUAAUUUUAAAAUUAUUUAAAUGAUUUUAAAAUUAUUAUUUUGGGGGAGUUUUUGCCAGAAUUGUCUCAUAUUUUAUCAGGGAUUGUUUUUGUGUUUUUAUCUUUGUUUUUUUGUUUUGUUUUGUCUGUUUUUUUUCUGUCUCGAUAGAACAGAUUUCCAUAUUCUUCUGUGACCUAAAAUAAAAUUAAUAUUAUCUCAUAAAAUAAUAUUUUAUUUUAUGAGACAUUUUACUCUUCAGGAAACUUUCCUCUGAAUUUUCUUUCUUUUUUUUUUUUUUUUUUUUGAAAUAUUU